AUGGAUGAGCCCAAGGAAGGAGUCAAGACUGAGAACAAUGAUCACGUUAAUUUGGAGGUGGAGGAGAAGGAUGGUUCUGUGGUGAGGUUUAAGAUUAAAAGGCAUAUGCCGCUUAGUAAACAAAUGAAAGCUUAUUGUGAACGACAGGACACACCUGCACAGCUGGAAGUGGAGGAGGAAGAUGUAGUUGAUGAGUUCCAGCAACAGACAGGAGGUGUCUACCAAAAAGGGAGCCUGCUGCUUUACUGCAGAACGCUCUUUCUCCAGACCAAGAAGACAUUCUCAAUGAGAAAACUGCAAUUUGGUUCCACCACAUCCUGA
Molecule: messenger RNA, 321 nt
Organism: Ailuropoda melanoleuca (giant panda)
Lineage: Eukaryota; Metazoa; Chordata; Mammalia; Carnivora; Ursidae
Product: small ubiquitin-related modifier 2-like
Exons: 3
Coding region: 1-321 (106 amino acids)
Source: RefSeq, a predicted model, not a curated record